Molecule: messenger RNA, 618 nt
Organism: Aspergillus heteromorphus CBS 117.55
Lineage: Eukaryota; Fungi; Ascomycota; Eurotiomycetes; Eurotiales; Aspergillaceae
Exons: 2
Coding region: 234-464 (76 amino acids)
Source: RefSeq, a predicted model, not a curated record
GUCAUUCAGUCAUUGCAUUGCGCUUGUGCUUGUGCUUGUGCCAGGCAGGCAGGUCGGCACUGUAAGUAGGUAUGUACACGUGAAGCGCGCCAGAUUCCCUUUCGAGGUCGGGAUAAUGGGGUAGUCUGGAACAGUGAGCAAUUAGACAGAAAUAGAUAGAUGGCCCUGACCGACCCGAUCUUCCUGCACUAUACCUACAUACUUCUCCCGACGGAACCCCAUGGAAUGAAUCGAUGGAAGCUCCUUCGGCUACCUUUCGUCGGGUGGGACUGACUGCAUUGCUGCUCCGGGACUCCACGCCAGGCCAGGGAUCCUCUCCCGGCAUUCCGCUCGCUGUCCUCACUCCACUUCCACUCCUGGCCUCAUUAUCCAUGAUCCAUGAUCCACCACCCGCGCUGAAAAAGUACGGCUACUGCUUUGUGCUACGGAGUACGUACUACUGUGCCCGAGAGGGAAGGUCCUAAAAUCUGCUUGCACACAUGACCAAAUGCACACCUCAUCAUGCCAUAACUAUUUGUUCGGAUCGUCAAUAAUGAACUGUCAACACUCAACAAAUGUACGGAGAUAGUCGCGGAAAUGUUACUGUGUACACCACAUCUAGGCCACGUAUUGGUACCG